Molecule: messenger RNA, 446 nt
Organism: Diabrotica virgifera virgifera (western corn rootworm)
Lineage: Eukaryota; Metazoa; Arthropoda; Insecta; Coleoptera; Chrysomelidae
Exons: 4
Coding region: 83-397 (104 amino acids)
Source: RefSeq, a predicted model, not a curated record
GUUUUUUAUUCAAGUGGUUCAAUUUUUUAUUAUAUAAAACCACACCACCAGCUUACAUCACUUCUCAGUUUAAUUUGCAAACAUGAAGUCUUGCUUUGUAUUGGCCAUUUUAGUUUGCGUCGGUCUUACCGUCAGCGCCCAAAAGAAUGAUGACAUAAGUGACGAAUUGUGCUAUGCCUGCGAAGAAUUGGCAAAAUUAAUCCAAGAAAGCAAACAAAGGGGAAUUCCAUUGGAAGAAGUUGACGAAAAAGUGAGAAAAUUGUGCCAUCUUUUACCAGGAUUUUUGGAAGUAUUGUGCGAUUAUCAGUUGAUUCCAGACAUCGACCAAAUGUACAACCAGACGGAAGACAUAUCUCCUAGAGAUCAAUGCGUAAAGUUGGAAUUGUGUAAUAAUUAAAUUUUUGUUAGAAUAUUAUAAUAAAAAACUCAAAAUUAAAGUUAGAAAA